AUGAGGCAAACCACGAGAGCCGAGAGAGGUCUCCCUCCUAGGGAGCACCCUCGCUCGCACUACCGAGCAGAUGGUCGCCGUCGUAGAACGGCCACGGAGCUGAGGCAACGGGGCUGGCAGUCGUGGGAAGGCCACAAUGAGUGGCGACAUGGAGCGACGGAGUCGACAGGGUGGUGGCAUGGCUGGAAUUCGUGGACCGAGAGUACCGAAUGGCACUCUGAGGAGGCGGAAUCACAGGGCGACGGACAGCCAGGCACCGUCAGUGAUGGCCCCUCAUCUUCCUCGGCUCAGGCUGUGAAGAUCAAGGCCCAAGACCAAGGAGAGCCACACAUGGAGGAGGCCGAUGUGCCGGCCCCUGCAAUUAAUCCAGUCGUGGACGGCACCACACCUGACAUGAUGAAUGAGGUACGGACCCCGACAGCUGACCCGGUGGCAUCGGAGACAACAACGGACGAGGAGGAGUUAAUCCCAGCAAAAGAGCAUGCCGCUGUGCAGCAUGCCGCUGUACAGUGUGGCCCGGUCACGUGUGACCAGGCCACACAGACAAGCGACAACGAGAGGCCAGGAAAGGCCGCACCUGGCAACUACACACCUCAGGGGCUGCUGCUGCAGAGCGUCGCAAUGAAGGCGGAUGAGCAUCCGAUUGAAGAGACAAGCGGUGAGGUCUGUGGUGCACGAAGAGGAGAAGACGCACGUGGUGCGGUCAGGAGGGCCCAAACAAUCGGCCCCGAGAGGGUGCCGCCGCACCAGGGACUAAAUGCUGCGGCAAGGCUACACCUGGGCAAAGCAAAGCAGCUUCUGGGCGAGCUCUUGCCUAGCAACCCGGGGGCGAGCCUCACGGCCUUCCAGAUGCAGGGACACUACAAGUUCAGGCACGACCUAUACCACAAAGCUCAGCAGGGUGAAGCCUACGACAUCCGGGGCCAACACAUCGACAGCCCGCUCCUCACGGAUAACGUCGGUCGUUGGAUAUGGUCACUGGUUGGUGCCCUGCUGACGCAUGACAAGCUCGGACAGGUGCAGAGCUGGCAAACAGGAGGAGAUCUCGUUGAAUCCUGGAUGCACUCCCUAUGGACGACACAGGGUCAGGCUGAGCUAGACAUCCUUGCCGGCGUUUCCCGCCUCGCCAGCCACUUGCACGAUGGGCUGCAAAAUUUGCCCCGAGCACUGUAUCUCCAGCUGCAGUGGAAGACGCAUUGGCCAGAGUUUUUUCAGGCGCUCAUGCCAUACCUGUAUAGGCCUGACUGCAUUGACGGCCCCCUAGAGGCGAGCCGAUUGUGCAACGCAAUGGAGUCAAUGCCAGCUGUUCAAUACAUGUCGAGAGUGCCUGCACUGCAUGGACUGUGUGACACAUGGAUCACCCACCCAACGUGCCCAUUGCAAGACACUUGCAUUCCCACAGUGCGAUCUUGCACCCAGGUCAAAGCUGCCUCCGAGCUACAUCCAAUUUGUGCAGACACUGCCUGGACAUCUUCGGGCUCGCAGGCUGGCGCAGGCAGCCGCGGGAGCCGAUCAGCCGGCACCACUCAGCGGGACGCCCCAGCACAGAGGGUUCCGGCUGAGGGAACCCGGGAACGCGACACACCAGAGGGGUGGCCGUGGACACUCCUGGAUGCGAACUCCGUCAGCGCUCCCACUCCUUCGGCCCAGCGUGCCCAGCCGGCCUCAUCCUCCAGCACUGCAGUCACCGAGCCUCAGGACCAUGAACAGGACCAAGACAAGGGCAGCGCGCAGGACAGGAGCCGUACCCCGGCCCGCAGAUCAGCCCGAGACCCGACAAUCACCUCCAGGACGGAUGCAACACCAGACUGUCCUACACGACGGGAUGACAUUAACGGUGUCCUCACUGAGAUCUUGCGAGAACCGGGUCAUCGCUAUGGGGUGCAGGUCAGACAAGACGGCUUUGCCUCGGCCAUCGAGCUAGCCUGCAGCCCUCUUCUGCAGGCACAUGGCAUCAGUUUAGGGGACAUCCGCUGGAUUGUUGAUGUCAGGGACAGACAGCGCUAUCAAUGGUGCGACAUCCAGGGCUCCUCCCACAUACGCCUAAUCAUGAGCCGGGACCUGCCGACCGACAUGGGAGGCACACCCCAUUUCUCCUCUCCGACGGCCCCCACAGGGAGUGCCGAAAAGGUGAUCGAUUCCUUCGUGGCUGGUGAAAAUCAGGGCGCAGGUCUAGGAGUUGGACAGCCCAGGAAUAACACCAGGUCCCAGAAUAGCAGCGAUCAGCAGAUUAGAUAUGCUGCACAGAAAAGGCAGUUAUCCUACAUGCACGGCCCUGCUGGGGAGCCGGAUCUGCCAACCCCUCAGUGGAAGACGAUCAGUGGUCGACUGAAUCUAGGAGAUCUAAGGUGGGAAGAUGGCGGGGGGCGCGCCUUUAUGCCGGACACCAAAACUUAUGCAUAUUUGUUUCUGGUUGUCCCACAACCCAUCCACCGACAUCGUCUUCCCAGAGGGGCAGCCGAGCUCCUGGAAUGGAGCGAAACGGAGGAUGAGACAGUGGGGCCCCCGGCCUCAAAGAGGCAACGGACAGAAAAGACGGCCUCUGGUGAUGGCCAGCAGCAGAUUGACGGCCCCACGAAGGAGCCGAGGACCCCUCAGCAAUGGGUGCUCCGUGCAGCGGACACCAGCCAGAUCAUCGACCUGGACGAUUACACGGAGCCGAAGAAGGCAUCAGAGUCCCCCGCAGCGCCGGCACUCACAUCCAAUCAGAUGUGCAAGGCCUUCUUACAUGACCUCAGGGCACUACGACCGGCAGACCAAAGACGGCGAGCCCAUAAGCUCCUCCAGCACUGGGAGGCAAUGGAAGAACGACUUGGAAAUGACUAA
Molecule: messenger RNA, 2826 nt
Organism: Symbiodinium natans
Lineage: Eukaryota; Dinophyceae; Suessiales; Symbiodiniaceae
Source: the annotation of a GenBank genome assembly